CAUGUGCUCCGAUUGGUCCGUGAUGCCUGUCGGUCAUUUUUUUUCUAUCGCCCUCUCAUAAUGCAGCAUGGGCGAAAAUACCAGACUGAAGAGCUUUAUCUGAGGAAGCAGACCCUUCUACUCUAAAUUAUUUUGUCCCGUUAAGCGAAAGUGAUGUUCCAACAAUGCCGAUAGUGGAUAAACUCAAGGAGGCUUUAAAACCUGGUCGAAAGGAUGCAGGCGACGAUGGUGACCUCAACAAGCUAUUGGCCUCUUCUGCUAAGAAGGUCCUUUUGCAGAAAAUAGAGUUUGAGCCUGCCACCAAGGGGUUCUCCUAUCAGCUCGACAGCCUAAAGAACAAGUAUGUGAUCCUCAAUCCUAGGACUGAGGGUGCUACAGCGCAGAAAGCCACAGAGCCUUCUCAAAUUAAGAGGCAAGUCUCAGAGAAUGUGGUCGGGGGCCAGAGUGAUGGGAUCCCUGCUCCGCAGAAGAUGCUGUUUCCAGGGAACAAGAUUGCCCUUAAGUGGGAGCGUGUGUACAGGGUGGGAGCCGGCCUCCACAACCUUGGAAACACCUGCUUCCUCAAUUCCACAGUGCAGUGUCUCACCUACACGCCACCACUUGCCAACUACUUACUCUCAAAGGAGCACAGCCGUGUCUGUCACCAGUCAGGCUUUUGUAUGAUCUGUGUAAUGCAGAACCAUAUCAUCCAAGCCUUCGCCAACACAGGCAACGCCAUUAAGCCGGUCUCCUUCAUCAGAGACCUAAAAAAAAUUGCCAGACAUUUUCGCUUUGGCAGUCAAGAGGAUGCCCAUGAAUUUUUGCGGUACACCAUUGAUGCCAUGCAGAAAGCCUGUCUCAAUGGAUAUCCUAAGCUCGACAGGCAAACCCAGGCCACAACAUUGGUUCACCAGAUCUUUGGAGGUUACCUCAGGUCAAGAGUAAAAUGCUCUAUUUGUAAAAGUGUGUCAGACACAUAUGACCCUUACUUGGACAUCGCUGUUGAGAUACGGCAAGCAGCAAACAUAGUGCGAGCUUUGGAGCUGUUUGUUAAGCCAGACGUUUUAAGUGGAGAGAAUGCCUACAUGUGUGCCAAGUGCAAAAAGAAAGUGCCAGCCACCAAACGCUUCACAGUCCAUCGAACAUCUAAUGUACUCACCCUUUCACUGAAGAGGUUUGCCAACUUCAGCGGUGGAAAGAUAACAAAGGAUGUCGGUUACCCAGAAUUCCUGAACAUCCGCCCUUACAUGUCUCAGAGCUCAGGCGAUCCUGUUAUGUACGGCCUCUAUGCUGUUCUGGUGCAUUCUGGCUACAGUUGUCAUGCUGGACACUACUACUGCUAUGUGAAGGCAAGCAACGGACAAUGGUACCAAAUGAAUGAUUCAAUGGUGCACUCAAGUAACAUCAAAGUGGUCUUGAACCAGCAGGCUUAUGUGCUUUUCUACUUGAGGAUACCUGAAACCAAGAAAAAUGCAGAUGGGCAGACCACCAAGCAGGGGAUGUUGCAUUCCGGGAAGAAUACUGCACCAUCGGAACAGAUAAAGAGGGCCAACCUGAAUGGACCUCUCUCUUCCCCACAGGUGAAAAAGAAACUUGAGCCAGCCCAGCUGCGCAAGAUCCAAUCGAUGGAUGGUGGUUUGGGUUUGCCCAUUUCCAGGAAUGGUGUGAGCACUCAGCCGCAGGCCAAACUGUCCAACUGGACGUCUUCCUCCAAUGGUCCACCAAAGCUGCCGGGUGGACCCACAGUUAUCGAGGAACCUUUCAAGAAGGUGAAAAAGCCCUCCCCACAGAGCCAGGCACCAUCCCGCAGUAGCACUCCAACCCCUUCCAACAAUGGGGUCAGCAGAACGGAGGGGGAGAAAAAACAAGGUGGAGAAGGCAGAGGCAUGGCAGCGUCUACCUCAUUUAAGUCUUUGUCUGAUUCUUCCUCUGCCGACACCACUGACUCAAAGGACUCCAUUGGCCCCAAAAGUGCACCAGUAGGAGAGACUCCCUCUACUCCUCGGAAAAGCUCCAGCGGCCUGGCGUCUCCAGCAAGGAGCGUGGAGCGCUCUCAGAGCACAGAGGAGCAGAAGACGGCAAAAAUUAAACCCCCAGCCCUCGGCAACAUCACAUCUGAAGCCACCAGCACCAUGUCACCUCCACCUGCCAAGAAACUUGCCCUGUCAGCCAAGAAGGCUCGCAGCCGGAGUCCGAGCAGCAUUGAUGUUCUGCCCCGUUUGCCGUCCAGUGACCCCAUGCAUCAAAAUCAACUUAACUCCCUCACCUUUGUCUCACCCACUCACACUCACAGAGCUGCAAUCAUCCAGUCAUCACCUUUAGCCCAUUCCAGUGGAUCCUUCAAAUCGCAGAGCCCUCAGAAACAGUCCCCCCUCUCCACACUGCAAAAGCCAAGCAUCAGCUUUCACCUUAAAACAAACGGCCUUCAUUGUCCAGGCCCAAAGAGUCCCAAGUCUUCCAACAACCUUAACUCUGUGGUUCAAGAGCCAGACCUCGACGACCCUCCAGCUCAAAACGUCAAACAGAAGAAGAAGAAAAAGAAGCGACGACAUUCUGAGAUAGCGGUUGUUCCAGAGCCAGUAACAUCUCCAGCUCCAAAGACACAGUGCAGCACUGCAGAGGCUGAUAGUGAGAAGAAGCACAAGAAGAAAAAGAAGAAGCGAAAGAGGCCGAACGAAGAUGGAGAGGAAGUGAAGGAUCGGGCGUGUGUCCCGUCUCAUUUGGACACGUCAAACCAGGAGGAGGAUUGGUGUCAGGGUGGCAUGUGGAGUUUGACCCCCCAGGCCAGUGCAGAAGAGUCUAAGCAAAAGCCUCAGCUGUUUGCCACAAAUCCAACAGAGCGUGAGUCAAACCAGAACGAGCAGCAAACGGAUUCUGUGUUGAAGAAGAAGAAAAAGAAGAAAAAGAAAGAGAAUGUAGUUCAAUCAGGAGAGGCAUUGCAGGAUACAACAUCUGCACGCUCUACACCAGAAAGCAGUUCUGAGAUGAAGCCCACAGGCAGUCAGAAUGAUACAGGGGAUUUGAUAAUGUUAAAAAAGAAAUUACAAAUGAAGAAGAAGAGGCUAAAAGAGGAGAUGCGACAGUGGGAGGAGAGCAAGCGUCCUGAUGCUGAGACUGAAGCAGUGGAGCCCCCGUCCAAAAAGAAGACGAGCGAUCGAGAGAGAAUAAAUAAAGAGAGCACAGCCACAGUGGUAGUGUGGGACAGCCAAGUGAAGGAUGGCUACAAACGCAGCGUGGCACCAGCAGCUGAUGGAAGUACAUCAAAUGGCCCGACCCGUUCUGCACCCAUAACUUGGGAUGGGAAAAAGACAAGUAAUGUGGUGGAAGAGCUGCUCAGGAACGCUUCGGAUAAAGCCUAUGGAGCCAGCGUCCUCAGCUGGGAUGGUGAGGUCUCUACUGUAAGUAGAGAUGCCACUGAAGAUGCCCGCAAUGCCAAAUAUGAUACUGUGAUUGACGAAUGGGAUGAAGACUUCGACAGGGGAAAGGUGAAGAAAGUAAAGCACUAUAAAAGAGAGAAGUGGAGAGGCGGCAGCAGCAUCUUCCAGAAGAUCCAGGACAGGCGGAAUAAGUGGUCUGUAACACCCGGAGGGAAGAGAGUUUUUGGAGUCCGACGCUGAGAGUCCAGAUUGCUGCUGAAGUCUUGCUGGCUUGAAAUUGAGACAAAAAUACUGCAUACCAGACUCAUGUACUUUCUUUCUCUUGUUUUAAUCUGUCUUGUUUUAAAUUCCCCCUAUUCAAGAAUAAGAUAUGUGCCAAAAGAAGCACACACGACUGCACUGACAGUCUGACAACCCUACACUUAAACAAACCAGCUGAAUUUCAUCAUCUCCCUUGUAGAUGCUACAGUGCUAGGCUUAAGGUUUUCUGUGCAUUCAGUAUUUAAGUCCUUACAUGCUGUUGUCACAUCAGUAUCAUGCUAUGUUUGCAUCCUUUGAGCCUCUGCGUUUGCCCCGAAAAUGUGCUACUGUGGAGGGAAAAAAAAAAAGAUUUACGGUAAUUGUGAAAGCUAGCCUUGCUGUGCUGAAAACUGUGCACUGUCUGUGAGCAUACUUUUACAGACAGACGUAAGGGCUUAGUAAGUUAGAUAUGAAAACACACAAAAAAGUGACCUUUUAAAAAAUGUAAUUGUUCUAUGCCAAAUUA
Molecule: messenger RNA, 4122 nt
Organism: Archocentrus centrarchus (flier cichlid)
Lineage: Eukaryota; Metazoa; Chordata; Actinopteri; Cichliformes; Cichlidae
Gene: usp36
Product: ubiquitin specific peptidase 36
Exons: 20
Coding region: 165-3596 (1143 amino acids)
Biological process (GO): regulation of apoptotic process; protein deubiquitination
Cellular component (GO): cytosol; nucleus
Molecular function (GO): cysteine-type deubiquitinase activity
Source: RefSeq, a predicted model, not a curated record